Paramecium octaurelia is the source of this 491-nucleotide messenger RNA. The record is from the annotation of a GenBank genome assembly. Lineage: Eukaryota; Ciliophora; Oligohymenophorea; Peniculida; Parameciidae.
AUGUAAAAUAGAAUCUAGAAAGAAUUAGAAGCCUUAUAAACAAAAAAUCCUUUACCUGGUAUUUCUGUUAGUGUUGAUCCCAAUAAUCGAUUAAUGUAACAAAAAUAAUGUGACAUUUCAAGUUGGCAUGCUAUUGUUGAAGGACCAGAAGGAAGUCCAUAUGAAGGAGGAAAGUUUAAAUUAGAUAUAGAUUUUCCUGAAAAUUAUCCUUUUAAAUGUCCUUGGGUAUAUUUUACGACAAAAGUUUUUCAUCCUUGUGUAACUGAAAAGGGGAAUAUGAAAAUGCAAUACUAUUGUGUAUAUUGAAAUCGCAAUAUUAGGAAAAUGAAUGGUAGCCAAACGACACUGUUGGUAAUAUUUUACAAAGAAUAUAAAAAAAGUUUAUAGAAUUCAAGAUUGACAAUUUAAACGGUUAAGCAGAGAAAUUGUAUAAACACGAUAGAGAAAAAUUUAAUUUUAUAGCUCGAGAAGAAACCAAAAAGUAUGCUUGA